Messenger RNA from Venustampulla echinocandica, 681 nucleotides. RefSeq lists its product as uncharacterized. Gene Ontology annotation, molecular function: protein-N-terminal-glutamate acetyltransferase activity; protein N-terminal-serine acetyltransferase activity. Gene Ontology annotation, cellular component: NatA complex. Lineage: Eukaryota; Fungi; Ascomycota; Leotiomycetes; Helotiales; Pleuroascaceae. The transcript has 3 exons. The record is from RefSeq and is a predicted model, not a curated record. The coding region runs from base 1 to 681 and encodes 226 amino acids. Gene Ontology annotation, biological process: N-terminal peptidyl-glutamic acid acetylation.
AUGGAUAUCCGACUAUUACACCCCUCGGACAUCCCCCACGUCCAACAUGCCAACAUAACGAAUCUGCCAGAAAACUAUUUUAUGAAAUACUACCUCUACCAUGCACUCUCAUGGCCCCAGCUCUCCUACGUAGCAGUAGACGUCUCCCGGCCCAAGAAAUCCCCCUACGAUUACCCGCGCAUCGUAGGCUAUGUGCUCGCGAAAAUGGAGGAGGAUCCUCCCGAUGGAGUGCAACAUGGACAUAUCACGAGUUUGAGCGUGAUGAGGACGCAUAGGCGAUUGGGGAUUGCGGAGAAGUUGAUGAGACAAUCACAACGAGCAAUGGUCGAAACCUUCGGUGCCCAAUAUGUCAGCCUCCACGUCCGUGUCUCCAAUAAUGCCGCCCUGCGCCUCUACCGUGACACCCUUGGUUUCAAGAACGAAAAGAUUGAAUCGAAGUACUAUGCUGAUGGCGAGGAUGCUUAUAAUAUGAAGCUGGAUUUGGGGUUUGUACGAGAGCAGGUUAUGGAUGAGCAGGAUGAAGAAGCCGAGGACGCGGAUGAGGGGGAGCCCGUGGGCCAAUUGGGGAAGCAGGAGGAAGGCGAUGCCGGGAAGGAUAAGGAGAAGAAGCGAAAAGUUAGGGUGGGACGAGGACUAGGAGUAGGGGAUUUGGUGGAGAAGAACGAGAGUCAAAAGGUGUAG